Paramecium sonneborni is the source of this 912-nucleotide messenger RNA. The record is from the annotation of a GenBank genome assembly. Lineage: Eukaryota; Ciliophora; Oligohymenophorea; Peniculida; Parameciidae.
AUUAUUUAAUGGAAGAAAGCAUCUAUAACAUAAUAAUUGAAGAUCCAAUUCCACAUAAACGAUAAAAAAAAUAUAAAUCUCAAUUCCCUGGUACUAUUCAACCAUCUUAUAGUACAUUUGGAAAUCAAUCAAAUGUUAUUUAAGUAUCAUUAUUACAUAUAUAUAUGUAAGGUUAAAAAUAUUAGUGGAGAUUAUUAAUUAUCAUCUCGUAGAUAUGCAUCUGAAAGUGGAACUAUUGGAAAAACAAAAACAUGUUUAUUUAUCUCAUUAAUAUUUAGAAUAACUCUCACCUAUAAAACCAAGAAUUAUGGGUACAAAUAAUUUAGAUGAAUGGAUUGAAAAGGGAUCAAUCGUAAGAAGUAGAGAAUUCACUAAUUCUCAUAGAAAUAAAUUAAAACCUUUAGUUCCAAAAUCUAAUGAAAAACCAACUAUGGGAUUAUAAUCUAAUAGAAAUUUCAUUGCUACAAAUAAAAUUGAUGUUAUUCUCAAAUGUUAUUACAAUCUUUAUUUAUAGCUCCUAAAUAAAUACAAGAAUAACCUAAUUGGCUUACUAAAAAAGAUUAUGGAUCAAUUCCACUCUAUUUAAGUCAAAUCAAAGAUUAACUCUAAUAAUCUUAUCUAGAAUAAUAGGAUUAUGCUAAAAGAUAAUAAGAAGCUGAAAAUGAUAAAUUGUAAUCAUUUAUUAUAUAUUAAAAUAGAUAAUUAUUGCCUGAACAAGAAUUAUAAUAAAUUAGAGAAGGUUUAAAAUAAAGAUAUGAUGAAGUUAAUAAACAAUAUUAAUAAUAUACGCAUUUAAAGAAGUUUGACACUGUUGGAUUGAAAAGAAGAAAAGAGUAAUUUGAAAAAGAAUUGAUUUAAAUUGAAAAAGACAUGGAUAAAAUGAAAAAAUAGUAUGUAUUCAUUGAGAAAUGA